This is a messenger RNA of Falco peregrinus (peregrine falcon), 2933 nucleotides long. It is a transcript of the gene AGPAT2, whose product is annotated as 1-acylglycerol-3-phosphate O-acyltransferase 2. Gene Ontology annotation, molecular function: 1-acylglycerol-3-phosphate O-acyltransferase activity. The coding region runs from base 77 to 895 and encodes 272 amino acids. Gene Ontology annotation, biological process: phosphatidic acid biosynthetic process. The transcript is spliced from 6 exons. Gene Ontology annotation, cellular component: membrane; endoplasmic reticulum. Lineage: Eukaryota; Metazoa; Chordata; Aves; Falconiformes; Falconidae. The record is from RefSeq and is a predicted model, not a curated record.
CAGCGCAUGCUGCUCGGCGCGGCGGCGGCGGCGGCGGUAGUGGUAGUGGCGUCUCGGCCGAGCUGGGCGGUGAGGGAUGGAGCUGGGGUGGCUGCUGUGGGGCGCGGCGGUGCUGCUGCUGCUCCACGUCCUGAUGGAGCUCAGCCCCGCCGUCAAUUUCGCGCUGCGCAUCGGCCUCUACUGCCUGCUGUGCGUCGUUGCCUCGGCGCUGACGGUGCCCGCCUGCCUCCUGGUCAACGGCGGCCGCACCGUCAAGAACAUGAGAAUCAUCAAAACUGUGGUCAAGACCUUCAAGUAUUUCUUUGGCCUGAGGUUUGAGGUGAAGGGACUCAAGAACUUCGAAGUGGAAGGCCCUGCUAUCAUUGUGUCCAACCACCAGAGCAUCCUUGACAUGAUGGGGCUGAUGGAGGUCCUGCCCAACAACUGUGUCCAGGUGGGCAAGAAAGAGCUGAUGUACACCGGCACUGUGGGGCUCAUCAUCUACCUCGGUGGUGUCAUCUUCAUCAACAGGAAGAGCACCACCAGUGCCAAGAUGGUGAUGGCAGAGGUGGCCAAGACUAUGGCAACUGACAAUGUGAAGGUAUGGGUGUACCCAGAAGGCACGAGGAACUGCACCGGGGAUUUGCUGCCAUUCAAGAAAGGAGCAUUCCACCUUGCUGUCCAGGCACAGGUACCAGUGAUCCCUGUGGUGUAUUCCUCCUUCACCACCUUUUAUAACCCAAAGAAGAAUCUGUUUACAUCAGGCAAAAUCAAGGUUGAGGUUCUGCCUCCAAUAGAGACCAAAGGCCUGACAUCAGAUGAUGUCUCUGACCUCACUGACAAAUGCUUCUGCACUAUGAGGGAGACCCUCUUCAGGCUGUCCGGCCGUCCAAAUGAGGCAAAGGACUCAUCCUAGAUGCUUCUUCAGUGGUGUCACCACGUGGUGGUGGCUGAAGCGACUUCUCUGUUGCCAAAUACUGAAGGAACUCCUGUUCCUCAGCAGUGACUUCUAACUCUGGGAACACCAUGGAAAUGGCACACACAAGGUGUCAAGCCAGCGCUGAGGUUCCCUGUUGAGUGGAUUUCUCUUAUGGGUUCAUUUUCUCACAAUGAAACUUCUCCUUUUUCUGAAUUUCUCAGGCAUCAAACUUGUGCUACCAAAGGGCUCAAUGACCAGAGAGGUGAGUUCUCCCAGCCCAGGCAGCUGGCAUGGGCUGACAGCGAAAACCUGGCUGGAGGCUGGGCUCUGCCUCACGUGAGUGUUCCUGCAGGCUCAGCUAGUGCUGGCCUGGCCCUGUGCCGUCCCAGAUGGAAACCACCAGGCAGUAGUUUGUACCUGCAUAACUCUGCUGCUCAAACAGGGCUGAGAAUCGGGUGAAAAUCUAGGAUCUGGCUCCUCAGCAGUGCUGGGAGUGUGGCAUCCUCCCUGGGCAGCCCAGAGUGCUGCCAUCUGGCACGGUGCAGCUCACAGGGGCCAUCUCUGGGGCAGGGCCUGUCACCUUGAGAGACCCUUGUGUCACAGCAAUAUCUUGUGCUGGGGCUCUGCAUUGCCCAGGUACUCCUGAGCCAAGUCUUUCACUUCUGAAGGAAGCACCUAGGGCCAAUAACCUCAGCUGGGCCACAAAGGGGAAUGUGUGGAGCCAGUCUUGGUGUCUCUUAAGACUUGAUUGCCUUGUCUGAACAAGUGCCCUUGGUCAUUGAGGGGGUGCAACAGUGGAGAGGGAAGCUGCAGUCUGACCAAGCCAGCAUAUAUGGUCUGGGCAGUGUUUAGGUGAAUGCUGUCCAGUCUUGCUGGCUUAGUCACCUUCUGAAUGAAACCCCAUGCCUGUUUCUACCAUUCAGAGCCACCAGCUUGAUUUUGAAAACUGCACAGAUCUGCUGGAGUCCUGGGCAAACCUGUCCUCAUGUGUGGUGGCACACCUCUGGAUACUGUGUGUGUUGUGCACCUGGCUUGGCUCAGAGCCUCCUCGGUGUUGGGGAAACUGUGCUGCCAACUGCCUGCCGUGGCGGUGGUUCAGCCUGGUUGCAGCAGGCAUCCUGGUGUCUGCAGUACCCACUGAAGAUGCAAAGGGCUCUGUCACGCUCGUUUUGCCGCUUGUCAUGGUCAGCACUGGCCGAAAGAUGGUGCCUAUCCCGUGUGUCUUUGCUGAUCUCGGUGGAACCGCUCUGCAGGGCUUGUAAAGCUCCUGCAGUGCUGCAGGGUGGGUGAGCUGCAACUGGACAGGGGCAUGGAAGGCUUCAGCUCUCCCUUUGGGGGAAAUGAACUCCUUUCCCUGUUCAGAUAAACGGGUUUCCCCUGUGCUUUGGGGUGAUGGACUAGCAGGGCUCCUGGAUCCCAUGCUGGGACCUGCCCAAGUGUUGAUGCCAUCUGCAAAGAGCAAGGCUGGGUCAGGCCCAUGGUUCUGGGGGGCUUUAGCUCUCCUGUUCAUGGCGCAGGCUUUAUAACUUUGCGAUAAGUCACCUGUGGCUACUUGGUAACCACUGAAUCUGGCUUUUGCUGCCUGCGUUGGUGGCAUUGUGGUCAUAUGGCAUUUUGGGGUUAAAGCCUCAACUGGGACUGGCAGGGAGUUCCCAUAGAGCCAUUGGUCCCCGAGGGAGGGAGCCUUCGGGCUGUGCUGGUGGAGGCCAAGGGGCUUUACUGGAGGGGCCUUACAGUACAGACUCAGGGGUCAGACCCGCUGUGGGACGGGUCGGGGUGGGAGGAUGGGAACCAAACCAGCACUUUGUAAGAGUGGCAGAUAAAGGGCUGUCAUGGAGGUUAAGCCCAGGAGGGUCCUGGGGGUGACAACCACAUCCACAGAGUGAAUCCUGCAACAUCCGAGCCUGGGAGGAGGGAGCAGUGCCUCUGUGCAGUUCUCUGCUGUUCACUUUUAAUUGGGUUGAGAAUAAUGUUAUGUGCUUUUAAGGAGAGAGGAAGAAAAAAAAAAAGUACACCUAUGGUUAUUUAAAUUAAA